UAGAAACACUUCUAGUGGGAGGUAAGGUGAUUUGUGACUCAAUCUGUGAGGUGCAGUACAAAGGUUUCUUUGAGCUAUGCUGUGUGAGAGGCAAGAACCAAGGUGUGGGACGGGCUUUCUGAGUCUCUUUGUCUUUGCUCUGACUUGCACUUGCUCGCAGUAAGUCAAUUAUACCUGUUGCAAAGUCCCUUCAUCAUGUAGCACCUCCGUUAAUGUACAGAAUGUUUCGACAAAUUUUCCUUUUUGGCAAUUUUGUUCUUCUGUUCCCAAUGACAUUUUUCCGGAGAACAUGAGGUUUGUUUUACGAACUUGAGUUGAUAAUUAAAACUUGGGGAAAGUUUAUUUUUAAAUGUUUUCUUCAAGCAACUUUCACUUCUUUGAAGAGAACAGCUCCUACUUUGAAUCUAUUUCGAAAUGUCUACUCAUCACACAACCGUGGGUGCGUUCACAGUGUGGGAUUAUGUGGUGUUCGUGAUCAUGCUGCUUGUUUCUGCAUCCAUUGGAGUCUAUCAUGCAAUUAAAGCAAGGGGCCAGCAAUCCAACAGCCAGUUUUUGCUUGGAGACAGACAGCUGAGGGCAUUGCCUGUGGCUAUGUCCCUUACUGCCAGCUUUAUGUCUGCAGUGACAGUGAUUGGGACACCAGCAGAGGUUUACCAGUUUGGGGCUAUGUUCUUGAUUUUCUGCAUUAGCUAUGCCAUAGUGACCAUCGUCAGUGCUGAAUUCUUCCUGCCUGUAUUCUACAGACUCAACAUCACCAGUACUUAUGAGUAUUUAGAUAUGAGGUUCAACAAACUAGCUCGAUACACUGGGACCAUUUUCUACAUUAUUCAAACAGUUCUAUACACUGGGAUUGUCAUUUACGCUCCUGCACUAGCACUGAAUCAGGUAACUGGACUUGAUCUCUGGGGCGUUCUUGUUGCAACUGGUCUUGUCUGCACCUUUUACUGUACCCUGGGUGGUCUAAAAGCCGUGGUUUGGACUGAUGUCUUCCAGAUGGGGAUUAUGAUAUCUGGAUUUUUGGCGGUGAUAAUCCGAGGUGUAGUAAUCCAAGGAAGUUUUGAACGCAUCUGGAAUAUUUCAUAUCAUGGAGGAAGACUCAACUUCUGGGAUUUUGAUCCAAACCCAUUAAGGCGACACAGCUUCUGGACGAUCGUGGUUGGUGGAAGUUUUAUGUGGACAGCUAUUUAUGGCAUCAAUCAGUCUCAGGUUCAGCGGUAUAUCGCAUGUAAAAACCUGUUUGAGGCUAAGCUAUCUCUCUACCUCAAUUUGGUUGGUCUGUGGAUAACAGCAUUCUGUGCAGUGUUUACUGGGCUCACUAUGUACUCUAUUUAUCAUCAAUGUGAUCCUCUGACUCAGAAGAAAAUCAGAGCACCAGACCAGUUGCUCCCAUACCUGGUGAUGGAUAUUCUGAGGGAUUAUCCUGGUGUUCCAGGACUCUUUGUUGCAGCCGCAUACAGUGGGACUUUGAGUACGGUUUCCUCUAGCAUCAAUGCAUUGGCUGCUGUCACAGUGGAGGACGUCAUCAAACCUUUCACCAGUUUAUCGGAGCAGAAACUUGCUUGGGUCACAAAGGGACUCAGCUUAAUGUUUGGAAUCAUCUGCAUUGGAAUGGCUGCAUUAUCCUCUCUGAUGGGAAGCGUUCUGCAGGCUGCCCUCACUAUAUUUGGGAUUGUUGGUGGUCCAUUGCUUGGCUUGUUCCUGCUUGGCAUGAUAUUCCCUUGUGCUAGUUCAAUUGGUGCACUAUCUGGCCUUGCUGUCAGUUUCAUAUUGACACUGUGGAUAGGAAUCGGUGGACAAGUUUAUCAACCACUACCUGACCAAACCCGACCACUAGUCCUCAAUACAGCAGGAUGCUUCUUUAACACCACUGACACUACACAGCCAGUGACAGGAAGCCCCUGGACAACAAUAAACCAAACUACAGAGAUGACUUCCAGACCAGUAAUUGCAGACACUUUGUAUUCAAUCUCGUAUCUUUACUUGAGCCCAAUAGGAACUAUGACUGUAUUGGUCCUUGGUCUCAUUAUCAGUUUGCUGACAGGAGGGAAGAGGAACACGGUGGACGUGAAGCUCUUGUUCACAUACAGGGAUAUGCUAUGCCACACUUACCUUGCCAACAGAAGUGUUCACUCACAGAAGACGAUUACCAAGGAUGAGCUGGAAGGACCAGCUGACACAGGAAAGGUCAACCCCACAUUCACUGAACAGGAACUCAACAAUCCUGAGAAGCAGGAUCAUAUUAUAUCUACAACGUAUUUAUAGUUAGCAUGUGGACUUUCUUGAAUAAACGUACAGUGAACAAUUCAUCAGGCUUUGGAGAGGUCUAACACAAUGGCUUGUGUCUGUGUAAAAUUGUCCUGUACAUUGUUCCAAAGAUCACAGGACAAUAAAUAACUCAGGCCCCUUCCCUCCUAUCCCAGUACUACUAUUUCUGAACUGCAGUGUGAAUGGAUCGAUUUUUAUAUUGCACUUCCAGUCAAAUCAAACUAGCAGCAGCUGCUCUAACACUUCUUCCAGACAUUAGCUUUAAACAUUCUAAUGUCUGCAAAAACUCAGCAAAUCUGGCAGCAUCUAUAAAGAGAGCAGAUUUAAUAUUUCAGGUCUAGUGAUCCUUCUUCU
Chiloscyllium plagiosum (whitespotted bambooshark) is the source of this 2619-nucleotide messenger RNA. Its product is annotated as sodium-coupled monocarboxylate transporter 1. Gene Ontology annotation, molecular function: organic acid:sodium symporter activity. Gene Ontology annotation, cellular component: membrane; extracellular exosome. The record is from RefSeq and is a predicted model, not a curated record. NCBI's taxonomy places the organism in Eukaryota, Metazoa, Chordata, Chondrichthyes, Orectolobiformes, Hemiscylliidae. Gene Ontology annotation, biological process: propanoate transmembrane transport; sodium ion transport.